UAAUAUUUUAGGCCCAUGAGGGAGCAGCGUGGAACCACCAUGGAGAGCCAUGGCGAUUCCUCGGAGGGUCGGCGACCUCGAGCCGUGUUCAUGGCGUUCGGCACCAAAGGCGACGUAUUCCCCGUCGCGGCCAUUGCUGCAGCAUUUGCAUGUGACCAGCAACACUACCAUGUGGUUUUUAUCACUCAUUCAGCUCAUCAGAGUUUGAGUGGAAAUUUGUCUGCAAAAAAUAUUACCUACAUGCCACUGUCCGCUCCACCCGUUCUUCCGGCUCACUAUCAUGGCGAUAUCUCAGAUGUUGACAAAGCGUCUUUUUCCCUGAGGAAAGAGCUCAUUCAGACAGAAAAUAGACAGGAAUGUUUAUCUGCACUAGAAGAAAUUUUUAGAGAUGCUCCAGGCACUGAGGGUGAUUUCAUUGCGAUAAAUUUCUUUGCUUUGGAAGGCUGGCAUCUUGCGGAAUUAUUUCAAGUUCAAUGUGUUGUUACUGCUCCUUAUGUUGUUCCAUAUAGUGCACCUUCAUCAUUUGAACGUCGGUUUAAACAAGAUCUUCCUCUGCUGUACAAAUAUUUCCAAGAUGCUCCUGCAAACAUGGUUUCCUGGAAGGAUGUCAUCCACUGGAUGUGGCCACUCUUCAUGGAAAACUGGGGAUUGUGGAGAAGUAAUACUUUAAAUCUAAGUCCUCUUCCUUUCACGGAUCCAGUAACAAAUCUUCCGCUGUGGCACAUGCGAACUCAAUCACCAGUUCUGCUGUAUGGAUUCAGCAAGGAAAUUGUCGAGUGCCCAGGGUAUUGGCCACCAAAUGCUCAUAUCUGUGGUUUCUGGUUUCUUCCUAUGGAGUGGCAAUUCUCGUGCAAUAAAUGUGCAGAAAAGUUUUCUCUGCAUUCUUAUGGAUCAUUGACUCCAGUGAAGGAACUAUGUCCAAUUCAUGCUGACCUACAGCACUUCCUCAGAGAAAGGUCUACCCUAUGCUUACCAAUAUUUGUUGGGCUAAGUUCUAUUGGAAGCAUGGGCUUUCUUAGAAACCCUCGAGCAUUUCUUAUGGUGCUUGGAGCUGUGAUAGAGACCACAAAUUAUAAAAUUAUUUUUUUCUCAUCUGGAUACAAGCCAUUAGAUACUGCUAUCCAAUCUAUUGCUAGUGCAUCAUCAACUGCAUUGAAGCCAUGCACUUCCUGUGGUGAUAGCACUAUCCUCUUCAAUGGCCGGCUCUUUUGCUUUUCUGGCUCUGUUCCAUAUAGCUGGAUUUUUCCUCAAUGUGCCGUUGCAGUUCAUCAUGCUGGCAGUGGCACUACUGCUGCUGCAUUACAUGCAGGAAUCCCUCAGGUAGUGUGUCCCUACCUACUAGAUCAAUUUUACUGGGCUGAGAAGCUGUGCUGGCUUGAAGUUGCUCCAGAGCCAUUACAGAGACAGCAUGUGACUCCGGAUAGUGAUGAUUCAGCAAGCAUUGUUGAAGCUGCUGAGGCCCUCUCAAGGGCCAUUAGAUUGGCACUCACCCCUGAGAUGAAAGAACAAGCGGCGAAGAUAGCCGAGAGAGUAUCAUCUGAGGAUGGUAUUGGAGAAGCUCUUAAAGUUUUAAAGGAAAAGGUGGCCUCUCCAUUCAAAAGGCGAAAGGACUAGAUGCUCAUAAUCAUCCAAGAGACGCUGCACAUGUUAUAUUCUGUGAAAAGUUGAUAGCAAAGAAGUUAAACUGGCUGUGUGACUUGGACUAAUUCAAAAUGUAAUUUAUGGUUCAAUUGGAUAUUCUUUGCUGCCCCACACUCUGAAUUAAUUAUAGCACUGCUUGAGUUUCUGCUAAUACAAAAUACAGCAUUGAGUUAAUAAUAGCUGUUCAUCACCCAAAA
Molecule: messenger RNA, 1838 nt
Organism: Ananas comosus (pineapple)
Lineage: Eukaryota; Viridiplantae; Streptophyta; Magnoliopsida; Poales; Bromeliaceae
Product: sterol 3-beta-glucosyltransferase UGT80B1
Exons: 15
Coding region: 16-1614 (532 amino acids)
Molecular function (GO): UDP-glycosyltransferase activity
Source: RefSeq, a predicted model, not a curated record